Molecule: messenger RNA, 6726 nt
Organism: Amphiprion ocellaris (clown anemonefish)
Lineage: Eukaryota; Metazoa; Chordata; Actinopteri; Pomacentridae
Gene: uacab
Product: uveal autoantigen with coiled-coil domains and ankyrin repeats b
Exons: 19
Coding region: 152-4312 (1386 amino acids)
Molecular function (GO): actin binding
Source: RefSeq, a predicted model, not a curated record
UGCGGUUUAGGCGUCAGGUGAAACUCGCUCCGUGAGGAAAAAGAGGACAGAUAAAACUUCCUUCGCGUGAACUUUUUGGAGAGUAUCUGCCUUAUUUAUGAACUACUGCAGAAAAGGGAACUUUUAAAAGCGGGAAGCGUCACUUUACAACAUGAAGAGCCUCAAGUAUCGGUUGAAGAAGCACGAACUCACCAUCACAAACACAGACUGGAACAAGUACGAUGAUCGGCUGAUGAAGGCGGUGGAACGUGGAGAGGUGGACAAGGUAGCUGCUGUUCUCAGCAAGAAGGGCAUCAUCCCCACCAAGCUCGAUGUGGAAGGACGCUCUGCGUUUCAUUUGGCUGCGACACGAGGACACGUCGACUGUCUCAAUCUCAUCCUGGGACACAAUGUUGACGUCACUGCAAGCGAUGCCACCGGUAAAAACGCCCUUCAUCUGGCCUCCAGACACGGACAUUCUCUGUGUGUGCAGAAACUCCUGCAGCACAACUGUCCGGUUGGAAACGUGGACCUACAAGGGAGAACGGCUCUGCAUGACGCUGUCAUGGCCGGCUGCCCCUCCAGUGUGAAGCUGCUCUGUGAUAGUGGGGCUUCUGUCAACGCCAUUGAUUUUGAUGGCAGGACUCCUUUGGUGCUGGCAACCCAGAUGUGUCAUCCACGUAUUUGUCAGCUGCUGCUGGAGCGAGGGGCUGAUUUCACCGUCCGGGACAAACAAAACAAGACGGCGCUGAUUCUGGGCUGUGAGUUCGGCUGCAAGGACGCGGUGGAGGUGCUGCUGAAGAGCGGCGCUGACGUGAAAUCAGCUGACGGCUUGGGUCACGACGCGUUUCACUACGCUCGACUCAGCAAGAACCCGGAGCUUGUUGCUGUUGUCAGAAGUUACCUGGACAAAGCUACAAGAGAUAAAGAGGCUGCAAAGAUUGAGCAGUGGAAGCGUCAGCAUUCAGUGGAGAGAACAGAAGCAGCUGAGGCUAACAGAAGGGAUCAGAUCAUACAUGACCUGGAAAGGCAGAACGACACCCUUCAGGAGGGUCUCAGGAAAUACCACCAGGAGCAGAAAGCUCUGCUGGAUAAGGUCAACAUGCUCCAGCAGCAGCUCACACAGGAAAAACUGGCUGUGGAAAACACUCACAAAGAGAAGGAGCAGUUGAAGUUGCUUCUCAGUGCCAAAGAAAGAGAGGAAGGAGCUCGAGGCCCAGAAACUGUCAAAGUCCAGCUCCGGAGUACUUUGGGGGAGUACUCUGGGCAGUCUGUUAUCAAAGGUAAAGAAAGCAUUUUGGUCAAACAAGCUCACAGCCUGGAUUCUGAUCAUAUGCUCCAGAAUCCUGCCAUGUCUCGCUCGCUGUCCAGACCUCUGGAGAAGAGUCAUCCCACCAUCGGCUGGGAUCUCUCCGGUGAGCUGGAGGCGCUCCGACAUGAACUCGAAGCCGUCAAGAGAAGACAGCAGGCGGCAGAGGAGGAGACGGCACGGCUUCAGGCUGCACUGAACCGCAAAAACCGAGAGUGCCAGGAGCUGGUUCAGAGCCGGGACACCAUCCAAAAACAGGCUGACCAGCAGGUUCAAGAACUGGAGGACGCUUUGGGAGACGUCCAGAAGAGGAUGCUGGAUUCUGAGUGUAAAGUCAAGCAGCUGCAGGCACAUGUGGUAGCUGUGAAGGAACACUUAGGAGGCCAGGCGACCGAAGAACUGCGUUCCCAGCUCCUGGACAUCAAGGCAAAGUAUGAAGGCGCUUCAGCUGAAGUCGGUCGUGUUCGUAACCGCCUCAAACAGAGUGAGAAAGCCUUGGAGGAGUACAAGAGCAGUGAGAGUCAACUAGCUGCUGAGACGGAGAGGCUGAACCAGGAACUGGGAGUUCUGACUGCAGAACGAGAUGAACUUGCAGAAACCCUUGUAGAAAUGGAGACCCAGCUGAAAGAGGCGCAGACUAAACACGGCAACACAGUGCCUGCUGAGAAGUUUGACAACAUGAAGAACCUGCUGACCAACGCAGUCGAUGAGAAAGAACGGCAGCUUGCAGAGCUGAGGGAAGACUACGAUCGAGUGCUGGAGGAGGUGGCAGAGCUGCAUCGGAAACUGGACAGUCCAUCGUCUCAGGGCGGAUCACUGGCUGACGAGGAGCAGCAGAGGAUACGAGCAGCUCUCGAAGAACAGAAUAGUUCCCUGAAGAGGAGGCUGGUGGACGUGACCGCUAAAAGCCAGGCUCUGAUCCAUGAAGUGGAGGAGAGUGAGGAGGAGAGAGAUAUGCUACGAGAGCAGCUGGAUGAGAUCAACAGCAGGAUUGAUAUGGACUUUAUACCCAUAAAGGACCACGAGGAAGUUCGGACAAACAUGGUAACAGCUCUGGAGGAGCUCGAGGACAAACUGGUGGAAGCCAGUGAACGAUAUGGAAAAGCAGAGGCACAAGUAGAGCAGCUUCAGACGGAGAGAGCCACACUGCAGGAGAACGUCAGCAGCCUGCACAGUGCCAGUGAGAAACACCAGAGUGAAAUGGAUGUUCUGAGGUCUCACAAUGCUGACCUGAUGAAGAAACUUGAACUUUUGCAGAAGACGUGUGAAGACAGAGAUAAAGAGUGUGAGCAGCUGACUGCACAGAGCCAGACUCUGAGACAGAGCCUGGAGGGACAGUAUGUUCCCAGACAGCAGCAUGAGCAGGUGAAGAUGGAGUUAAGUUCCGCUUUAGAGAGAGUUAAAGCUGAGAUGUUAAAGACGGAGACCAAGGAAAAAGAAAGUGUGGAAGAAUUGAAGAAUGUGAAAGAAGGAAAUGAAAAGUUGAAAGAAAAGUUUGAAAAAGUUCAGCUGGAGAUUAAAAAGGACUAUGUCAGCAUUAAAGACCACAGAGCUGUGACAGACAAGUUGAAUGCUGCUGUUGUUGAGGCGGAGAAUCGAGCAAACGAAGUGUCAGCAAUGUAUGCAUCGGCUCAGGAGGAAACAGUAAAACUAACUCAAGAACUGGAGGCCCAGAAGAAAGAACUAGACACCAUACAGGAGGCUAUUCAGUCCAAGUUUGUCCCACUGACAGCAGCUGAGGAGAAAGAAACCUCUUACAGUGCACAGGUGAAGGAGCUGACAGUCAAACUGUUGGAAAUGGAAGAAAAGUACAACCAAGAAAAGACCGCCAGGGAGAGCAGCAAACAGGAGAAAGAGAAACUUAAAGCUGAGAUUGAAUCUGUUCAGCAGCAGCUGGACUCUGCUCUGGUUUCCAGUGAAAAGCACAGAGAAGUGGAGGAAGAGUUCAGCUCUAAAUAUGAGGAACUGAACUACAAGUUUGUCAGUUUAGAGCAGGAGCACCAACAGUUAACAUGUCAGAAAGCUGAGCUUCAAGACCAGAAUGCCCUCUGCAACACUCAGAUCCACAACCUCCAGGAGCGUCUGAAAUCAGAGCUGACUCGGAUAGCGACGUACGACUCGGAGCUUCAAGCUCUCCAUGACGCCAUGCGGCAGGCUCAGUCCGACUGCAAGAAAGCAAGAGAGGCUCAGCAGGAGGAGACCCAGAAGGUUUGUGUCUUGCAGAAAGAACUUCAGGAACGCCGUGGGGAUCACGCUGCUCUGCUGCAGCAACACGCCAAGGCCAAAGAAGCUCUGGAGGCUGAAGUCGCGAAGCUUCAAACGGAUCUCCGUGAAGAGGAGGAGAGCAACACCCAGAGGGCCGAGGACAUAUCUGCCCUGCAGUCUGAACUCCUUCAGGCCACGGAGGCUCUCGAAGAGAUUCGCUACAAGGAAGACCAAAUGAACCAGCUGAAGAAGGAGAAGCAGCAGCUGGAGGAGGAGGCUGCCAACCUGAGCAACAAGCUUCUGAGCUUAGCAGAAGAGUGUGAAGAGGCUCAUCAGGAGGCGACGCAAGCUAGAGAGGGUGAGAGCAGUGCCAAGACGGAGAUGGAGGCGGUUCAGGAGAAGGGACGAGCCAUCGAAAGGGAGAUUAGAGACCUGAAGGAGAGGUAUGAUGAGUCCCUCAGCACCAUCUGUGAUCUCCAGAGGAGGAUUCAGACUUCAGCUCAACAGACUGAAGCCAAAGACAAGAAGAUCACAGAGUUGCUGACGGACGUGGAGAGAUUGAAGCAGGCGCUGAAUGGUCUGUCCCAGCUGGCAUACACCAGCAACGCACCCAAUAAGAGGCAGACGCAGCACAUCGACACACUCCAAGCCCAGAUCAAGAGCCUACAGCAGCAGCUGGCUGAUGCUGAGAGGCAACACAGAGAGGUGGUUUCAAUUUAUCGAACUCAUCUCCUCAGUGCAGCACAGGGCCACAUGGAUGAGGACGUCCAGGCUGCUUUACUACAGAUCAUCCGCAUGAGACAAGAGUUUGUAUGCUAAGGCUUGAAAACACGAUGCUUCCUGCUGACUCAAAUUCACCAUUUUCACACCCUCCUCUGUAAAAUCGUCCCCGCUGAGGCCCCUGUGGGUGCCCAGUGUGCCUUUGUCCACAAAUUUCUCCAAACAGGCUAUAGUGAAAUCCAUUUUUUGUGCCGUCGCUGCACUGAUUCCCACAUAUCUGUGUGCUGUGCUGACAGGUGAAGAACUGCAGCCUCUCCAGGUACAAAUGUGUCUUUUCAACUUUAGUUGAACCAUCAGAAUAAUAAUAAAUCACUGCAAGCCAAUGAUGUGCAUAAAGCUGACCAGUGAAAACCUAAUCAGCUGCUAUUAUUGAGUUCUACAUUUCAGUUAAAUCUUUUAUAAAUGAUGCAAAUCUGUUCAUUUCAUGCAGCUUUAGCUCUAUAAUCAGUAACAUGGAAGAUCCCUUUAAUACGCAGAGACCACUUUUCACAUUCCCACCUGACAGUCAGCUCUCAUACAGCAUGAUUUCAUAUUCAGCCGGUGUGUUUGAUAGAAUUUAAAGGACAGGUUCACAUGUUUGCAUCCCACUGAGGAAGUUACUGGAUGCUGUAAUGAUUCCUCCAACAGCUGACACAAACUGUCAGAUACUAAUUUACACAUAAAAUCAAUCUGAGCGUGUUAAUAUGACAGUUAUAGAAUGCGAUGAAAUGCAUAAGCAAUAUCAAACUCAGCGGAGGUGCAUUAUCUCUAUAUAGGAGCUGAACAGAACAUUUUUUGUUCUGUGGCUUCUGCAUUAAAACUUCAGACUCCAUCCUGUUCAGUCUAAAACUCCUGAUGGCAUGAAUUUAAAGUCGAGUGGACGUGAUAAUCCUGUUUGCUUUUUGAGCUGGGGUUAACAUGUUUUCAAAAGACUGAAAUCUAGCAAAUAAGUUCAAUGCUUUCAGUAAAAUAAAUAAAAUGCCAGCAUUUUCCAGAGGAGUUUAGUUUAUGUUGGCCGUAGAGAUGCAGUGGAGUCUUUUUCAUCCUGACAUCUGUACUUCCUUUGUGAAAAAGGAUCAUUUUACUCUGAAAGACUCUCUGUGGUUUCCUCUGAGCUGCAGGGAAGACUACAUGUUGUCGUAACUUCAGAAGAAACUAAAUCUGAUUGCUCGAAGCCUCAUACUGACCCUGGAGUUAAUUUUUGAGUGAAGAUUUGAUCUCCGUCUCGUACAUUAGAAUAACAUUUGACACGGAUCCCUUCAGAGCCAGAGAGGAUCACAGCCACCAGUAAAUCAGUCAGUAUUCAGACAACGUUGGAGAAAACGUGAACCUGUCCUUUAACCUCGCUCAUGUCAUUCUUUGAGUCACUUAUCGUCUUCUGGAGGUCCAAACUAGCCAGAUACCAAAGACCUGAAGUUGAUCCAAAUCUCUUUGUAGCCGACUGUUUGCGGUACGUUUGGGAGCGUGUUCAGUCCCGUCACAUGUUGCCGUGGUCGUGCUGGGGUUGUGGAGUGGAGAUCUCUUGCUGUGUCCUACAGUUUGCAGUGGCACGUCGUCUUUUUGUUGAAACCAGAGUGUCCUCUAGUGGUGAGACUUGGCAGGCCAGGUUGAUAGAAACUGUAAUAAUCCCCGCGGCCCAGAGGCAGGCAGCUGUCAUUUUUGGAGGCUGUGAUGUCUGCACAGAGUAGAGAUAAAUUAACCAUAAAGCUUCCAGAUAGAUGUGAGAAUAUAAAAUGUGAACUGACAGCUUUAUCUACUAAUAUCUGCAGGACUCCAUUUAAACCAGGCCCCUUUCUAAAAGCAGCUGAAGCUUCAUUUAAUUGGUGCAGCUCUCCUGCAGCGACGGUUGCGUACCUCUGAGCCGCCUCGUUGUGACUCCUGAUGGAUGUAGUGUCGUGGUGUUGUGAUUGUUGAGCGAGUCUCUUGUGCCUUUACACUGAUAUAUUUUUCAUAGCUUUGUACUACUUUAAUUACUGUACUACAGUGUGACAUUUCUGAUAUUCAGCAGGUCUGGACGUAGAACGGCACAAAACAUGUUCAGGGUAACAUUUAGUGUAGGAUGUCCUUUAAUAAUAAAACAGCAGAUCCCUUCAUAUAUGUGGAUAAAUCACCCCAUUAGUUAUUUGAAGCACUCCUGUCUUUAGCACUCCGCUAACACUCUUCACUAGGUAGAAUUUCUUGCUCUCUGUUUUUAUAUUUCAGUCAAAAAACUCUACAUGAAUGAUAGUUUUUAAAAAAUGACACUUGUUGCAUUUUGCUCUGCAGAUGUUAAGGAUUAACACUGUUUUUAUGGGAUAUCUCUUAGCAUCUUCCCUCUAACGUUAGCAGACGAUAAACUGAAUCCAGUUAAAUCUCAAAAUAGUAAAUGUACCGUUUAACAAAUCUGUUUGAACUGGAUGUGUUCUCUGACAACAAUAUUUGUGUUUGUUAAUCAAUCAUACAAAGUCAAUAAAAGUGCCUAACAUAGAAAACUA